Molecule: messenger RNA, 1686 nt
Organism: Zeugodacus cucurbitae (melon fly)
Lineage: Eukaryota; Metazoa; Arthropoda; Insecta; Diptera; Tephritidae
Gene: Drice
Product: caspase
Exons: 1
Coding region: 218-1198 (326 amino acids)
Biological process (GO): apoptotic process; proteolysis
Cellular component (GO): cytoplasm
Source: RefSeq, a predicted model, not a curated record
UUAAAAUUGCAAACAAAAGAAAAUGCAAGCGUUUGAAUAAAAGAACGCGCACACAAAAACCAUCAAAAUACAACAGGCAACGCAAACGAACGGACAUAAAUUUUUGUUAAUAUUUCACAAAGUGUGUGUUUUUCUACAUAGGAAUAAAGUGACUCAUCCCCUCGAAAGGGUAUAUAGGAUUUUUUUUCUACAAAUAAUAUAAAACAUUUUCACAACAAUGAGCGUGUCAGAGGAUCAAGUUGGUACCACAAACGACUUAAUAGAUGCCUUCGGUUCGCUUAAUUCAUCGUCCGGUGCUUCAAGUAGCACCAGCUACUACACUGGUGCUAGCGGUAGUGGAGGCGCAUUUGGAGGUGGUGCAAUAGGUCAGCUCGCCAAUGGUUUUGGUAGUAGCUAUCACAGUUAUACGGCAAACAUGACCACCGAACGGCAUGCAGCUGAAUAUAAUAUGCGACACAAAAAUCGUGGAUAUGCAAUAAUUUUCAAUCAUGAGAAUUUCGAAGUGCCGACAUUGAAAUCUCGUGCUGGAACAAAUGUGGAUUGUGAAAAUUUAGCACGAGUCCUUAAACAGCUGGACUUUGAUGUGAAAGUGUUUAAAGAUUGUAGCCUCAAACAGUUAAAGCAACAUAUAGAAUGGGCUUCACAACAAGAUCACAGGGAUAAUGACUGCAUUUUGGUGGCGAUACUCUCACAUGGUGAACUUGGUUAUAUAUACGCAAAGGAUGUACAAUAUAAAUUAGAUCAAAUUUGGUCUUAUUUUACACCACAACAUUGCCCCAGCUUGGCUGGUAAACCGAAACUAUUCUUCAUACAAGCUUGUCAAGGCGAUCGACUUGAUCCCGGCGUCACAAUGAAACGCAUGAAUCGUACCGAAACCGAUGGUGAGACAUCUAUGAGCUACAAAAUUCCAUUGCAUGCAGAUUUUUUGAUUGCCUACUCAACCAUACCGGGAUUCUACUCAUGGCGCAAUACUACGCGUGGAUCUUGGUUUAUGCAGUCACUUUGCACCGAGUUGGCCAACAAUGGUAAACGUUUGGAUAUGCUUACACUAUUGACAUUUGUGUGUCAACGUGUCGCUGUAGACUUCGAGUCCUGUACUCCAGAUAAUCCAGAAAUGCACCAGCAAAAGCAGAUACCGUGCAUUACUACAAUGUUAACACGCAUCUUACGUUUCGGCGAGAAGGGUGCUUCGCGGUAAGCCUGCGAUUUUAUUAGUGAACAACUGAAGUCACAAAUCAUUUUUGGCAUACUUCGAAAUGUAGUUAUAAGUCUUACUUGCUUAACCUAAGCGUAGGUCUAAGCUUCUUUUACAACGCAUUUUAUAUGAUGUACGAAUUUUUAUAUAUCUACUUUGAAAAAAUUCAUAACUAAACAAUUUUAUUCAAAUGUGAGUAUGUGUUAAGGCAUAAACAUGUCAAUUUCUAUGAAUAAUAGUCCGUUCCGUAGAAAAAUCGUUUGGAGGUCAUUCUAAAUUGUGCCAUUUGUUGCACCAAACUAAUUUUUAAGAACUUAACAAUAUUUAGUGUUUUUAUACUACAACUUAUUGCAUUUGAAGAUAGAAGCAACUGGUAUAUAUAAGGAAGCUUCUUAAGACGUACAUAUGUGUGUAUGUAUAUCUAUAGUGUAUACUGCCAUGUGUAAUAGAUACAAUAUAAAUAAAGACAAUUUAUAUUAUAUAAAUACUAA